Zootermopsis nevadensis is the source of this 2215-nucleotide messenger RNA. It is a transcript of the gene Smyd3, whose product is annotated as SET and MYND domain containing, class 3. Gene Ontology annotation, molecular function: protein binding. Gene Ontology annotation, cellular component: nucleus. NCBI's taxonomy places the organism in Eukaryota, Metazoa, Arthropoda, Insecta, Blattodea, Termopsidae. The record is from RefSeq and is a predicted model, not a curated record.
AAGAUGGCAGCACACAUAACAUCAUAAACGUUUACGUUGCAAACUUAUUACCGACGUUGGUCAGGAAAAUUAAAAAGUGCCCGAGUAUUUGCGCACGUGGGCUGUCAGCUGUUACGUAUGUCUUACGACAGGUGAUUUUAUUUUUGCGCCUUCUACGAAAUAUGCGAUGCAUAUAUUUUGUGGAGAGGAGUGUAGAAAAGUAUAAAAAUACUCAUCGGAGCAAUGGAAGACGUCAUAAUACGUCCAGUGUGUAUCUAAAAAUACUCUUCAAUCACUCUCGUGUGCUAAUAGUCGUAUUUGUCUACGGUAGAGAAAGUAGUAGAUAAAGGAAGGUAUGGUUGGUGUUGAAUUAUUAAGCCCGUAAACUGUAAUUUUAACAUACAGUACUAAAAUAUCAAGACAAUGAAAACCAAAACCAAACGAGUGUUAGCAGUGCGAAAAGGAUCAGUCUUAUUAACUGAAAGACCAUUUGUUUAUGUGCUCAAAUCUAAACUGAGGGAAGAACGAUGUGACAAUUGUUUCAAAAGAAAUAGACUGCUUAAGUGUUCAGGUUGUCAGUAUGUAUACUACUGUAAUCGAGAUUGUCAAAGAGAGUCCUGGGCUGACCAUAAACAGGAAUGCAACAAUUUAAGAAGAGUUUCACCUAGGAUUGUUCCAGAUGCUGCUCGACUUUUGUCAAGAAUUAUAUUUAAGUUGCAGAGAGGCGGUGACUUAGAGAAAGGUUAUUAUUCUGAAACAAACUUCAGAAGAUUCAAAGAUCUGAUGUCACAUUAUUCAGAUUUGAAGCAGGACCAAAAAAGGAUGGAACAUUUCACUUCGCUGUGUGGAGUUUUGAUUGAUUUUGUUGGGGAGAGUAAUUUACCAAACUCAGCAGAACUGAUGGGAAUUUAUGGCAGGAUGUGUGUGAAUGGUUUUAAUAUCCUGGAUCCUGAAAUGCUGAGUAUUGGCACCGGUAUCUACCUGGCUUGCUCUGUCAUAGACCACUCUUGUGAUCCGAAUGCAGUCGCUGUAUUUGACGGGAUUACAAUUCACAUUCGUGCUGUGAAGGAUAUGCCAGUAUUGGAUUGGAAGAAGGUCUUUAUAAGUUACAUUGACUUGCUGAAUUUCCCGAAAGAUCGACAGGCAGAACUUCAGGCAACUUAUUAUUUCCUUUGUGACUGUAAACCGUGCACCAGCAUCCAGCCGCUGAAUGUAAUUUUGUGUCCAAAUGAGAACUGUGGACGAGAGAUUCCAGUGAAAAAACAGGAUGCCGAAGAAUUACCACAGCCAUGUCCUUCCUGUGGAGACCAUAUAAAAGCUGACACAUACAGGGAUUAUCUUGAAGUGGAAGAGUUCACAAGGCAUCAGUUAGAAAUUAUGAAAGACAUUGCGUAUCUUGAUGUGUGCAAAGUUUGCUUGAAGAAGCAGCGAGGUUUGUUUCAUUCACUAGACAUUCUGCAUGUGAAAGUGCUGGACCUUGCAUUUGAAAGUAGCAUUCAGAUAGGACAGUGGGAGCAGGCAGUCGAAUUUGGACAAGAACUUAUCGCAGGAUAUGAGAAAUACUAUGGAGAGUAUCACCCGCUACUUGGAAUUCAUUACUUGAAACUUGGAAAGAUCAACUUGUAUCUAAAAAAAUUUAAUGAAGCGCUGAACACAUUAAAAAAUGCAGAAAUUGUGAUACGUGUCACGCACGGUGAUCGGCACGCAUUGUACCGAGAUCAGCUCUUGCCCCUGGUGCGUCAGACGGAAGCUGAAUUGGGCGAAGUGUGAUGAUAUUUUUGAACACUCAGCAUAUUAAUUUUUUGCAUGUAGAAAGAUUCUGUUAAAUACUAGUUGUUGGAACGAAUCUGAAAGCUUGUCAGAUUCAGUCUCCUUAUUGUAUGCCCAUCCUAUUGUUUCUCAUGUGUUUCGACUAUUUAUCCAUCCUUAGGGAAUCUCAAUUUCACAUUGCACGAUAUAAAUUAUUAAAUUUUAUUUAAUUACAUAUUUGUAAGCUUAUAAGUAGUCUUGUAAUACUUUUGUUCAAAAUUCAUAAUUAUAAAUGUGGAUUUUAACAGGUAAAAGUUAAAAUAAUAAAUUCAAUUUAAUAGGCCUUAUCAUAAUAUGAGAUUCUCUGAAGACGGCUGGGUAAAGUCGAGACGAAGGGAACGUUAUUAUAUAUUUUGUUGUUAGAGCCAUUACCUGCAUAAAGAGUGAAUAAACGAAGCCAGGAACUCUGGAUUCUGCAUAACGAUAA